Phymastichus coffea is the source of this 1464-nucleotide messenger RNA. RefSeq names its product carbohydrate sulfotransferase 11-like. Bases 302 to 1363 code for a protein of 353 amino acids. Lineage: Eukaryota; Metazoa; Arthropoda; Insecta; Hymenoptera; Eulophidae. Gene Ontology annotation, biological process: carbohydrate biosynthetic process. The transcript is spliced from 6 exons. Gene Ontology annotation, cellular component: membrane. Gene Ontology annotation, molecular function: sulfotransferase activity. The record is from RefSeq and is a predicted model, not a curated record.
AUGUUUUGGUCCGGCUGACCGAACUUGAGAAUUAUGCUCCCUUGACGGAAAAAAUCGUCGUUUCGAGAGCAUAUGGGUGUGGGUGUAUUAGUGAGAAGAAGAGCUUUUGUUAAAAAGUGGUUGAAUUUUAGAUAACGCAAAUCGAUGAUCUUGUGGGAUCGAAGAAUACAGUAAUUGUCACAACGAAUUGAGAGCAAGUUGGAAUUUACGAUUAAAAGAUGCACGAAACACUUUUGCCAAAGAGUGCAACUUCGAGAUUGAAAAGUAGCGCAAUUAUUGUUGAACGAUUGACUUGGUAAACAUGCCUCGAGCCUUCAGACGCAACGCGACCAAAUUUUUAAUCUUAUUAGUUACCGGCGCUUUAUUAUUUACAAUUCUAUUUAAAAGUAAAUCUGUAGAUAAAAAAGCAAAGCCUCCAGUGCGUAAUAAAAACGUAGAUCGUUUAAUAAGAGAAGGGGCAAUAGAAAACAAAGAGCGACUGCGUCACGUGCAAAAGGUCUGCGAAAAGUACAAGCUGGGCACUUACAAAACUGCAAGUUACGACGUCGAGUUCAAAGAACCUCCAGCACCGCAAUAUGGCGUGUAUUACUUUGACAGUCAGCACAACGUAUCUUACUGCCCCAUUUAUAAGUCUGGCAGUACAACGUGGUUAUACAAUUUGUGUUUGUUGAACGGAGUUCCCGAGGAGGAACUACUGAGUGGAAAAGAGCAAAUUUCUGUGAUUGCCAGGAGAGUUAUGCCGGAACUUGAGUAUCCAGAAGCGGACGAGAUACUAAAGAAAACGGCUAAGUUGAUGAUUGUGAGGCAUCCGUUUGAAAGGUUACUCAGUGCUUAUAGAGAUAAAUUGGAAAAUUCGGUGGCCGGUCGAGAACAUGGUAGUUUACACUUCUAUAAGCGAUAUGGCGAAGCCAUCGUGAGAAAGUAUCGAGACAAAACUCGAGCGAUGCCCAGUAAUAAUCAAGUGAUUCGACGUCUUGGAAUACCAGAACCAGCCGGUAUUGAGCCAACUUGGCGCGAGUUUGUCGAAUAUCUGAUCCACACUGAUUUGACUAGUUACGCAGACGAUCAUUGGACACCUUACUACCUCUACUGCACUCCUUGCCUUCUCAAUUACGACUUUAUAGCCAAGGUCGAAACUCUAGAUCGCGACCAAUUGUACGCGAUCCACCAGCUCGGACUGUCGGAUCUAAUAAUUCCACGCUGGCAACAUGCUACUAGUGGUGCAAAUGACGCAGCUUCGAUCUACUUUAGUCAAUUGACCAAAGAACACGUGCGCAAGCUUCACGCCAAAUUCAAGCUCGACUUUGAGCUUUUUGGCUACUCAUCCGAGGAAUAUUAUGAACUCGCUACCUCGCUCUCUUAAUUGUUUCUUUUUCCUUUGCUGAUUAUGAAUUGCGAAGGUGGUGAUCUUGAUAGCAGUGCUGUUUUAAUGACUUUUUUGUAUAUUUAAAAUAACAUUUUGCC